Anopheles moucheti is the source of this 2032-nucleotide messenger RNA. RefSeq names its product hydroxylysine kinase. Lineage: Eukaryota; Metazoa; Arthropoda; Insecta; Diptera; Culicidae. Gene Ontology annotation, molecular function: amino acid kinase activity. The record is from RefSeq and is a predicted model, not a curated record. Bases 347 to 1585 code for a protein of 412 amino acids. The transcript is spliced from 5 exons.
GGAAGAUUCCCGCUGCAAUCACGACCGUUGAUUUAUCUUUUUCUUUAUCGCUCGCACACUAACAAGAUAGUCGCCGCGGGGAUCAGCAGCAUACGAGACAUGCAUACGGUGCGCAGUGUAGCAGGUAAGCGCCAAGAAACCUAGCUGAACGGUCGUACGUACAGGCGUACUAGCUGUGUUUGUAAUCUCCGCUGAGUGGAAGCGGCCUUACACCAUAUCAAUUGGCUGAACUGAAGACAUCGUUCCAUCUCAGUCGCCAAGCCGCUGUGGAUAAUCUACAAUCUUCAUACUUCGUGGAAGUGACUCCGUAAUUUUACAGCUAAGUGAACUUUUACGUACACUCCAAAUGGAGAUGAAGACUAUCGUCAAAAAGCGCAGUCUCGUUGAAGAUGCGCAAAGCGAUACAAACGCAAGUGACAAUUGCGAAACUCCAGCUGCAACUAGCUGCGCUGCGGAGGAGACUCAACAUAGCGAGGCACCGAAGGCCGAAGGAACGCUGAAACCAGGCUCGCAGAUACGGCCAGUAGUAACCGAAGAGGAGGUGCGCAAACUAGCCGAACGUCUUUAUGGAAUCAUUGUGCUGGAAAUGUGCGAGCUCGAUUCAUACGAUGACCGCAAUUUCAUGAUCCAGGCCGACAGUUAUGUGAAAAAUCCAAUACUGAAAUCAAUCAGCCCGAGCGGUUACGUGAUGAAGAUAGCGAACUCGCUUGAUUCGAGCGAUGAAUCGUUCUUUCAUGCGCAAAAUGAGAUCAUGCUGCAUCUAAACAAGCGUGGCAUCAAAUGCCCUGUACCGGCGCAGAACAUUUACGGCAAGCACCAUUCGAUGGAGAAACUGGGCGAAUCGAAGCACGUCGUACGGCUGUUGGAAUAUAUACCGGGAAAGGUGUUUCACGGUGUACCUCAUCCGGACAGCUUGUUUUACCAGGCAGGACAGUUUAUUGCACGGAUUGAUUCCGCAUUGAAGUCUAUAGAUAAGGAAAAGGUUAUGAAACGACAAUCCAUUUGGAUGCUGGACAAUUUUCCUCAGCUGAAAGAUUUCCUCUACGUAAUAAAAGACGAACACCAUAAAGAUAUCGUCGAACAGGUGCUGGAUGCAUUUCAACGACGUGUUAUUCCGAAUUUGAACGAGUGCGAACAGGGUGUAAUCUACGGUGAUUUCAAUGAGCACAAUGUAAUUGUUAACAAAAAGCCAUCGAACAGCAAAGAGUAUGAAAUAGUUGGCAUAAUCGAUUUUGGUGACGUGUGCUACUCUCGCUACGUGUUCGAGCUGGCCAUUGCAAUGACGUACAUGAUUUUGGAAGCAAACGAUCCGAAUAUUGGAGGGCUGGUGAUGGCCGGGUACAGCAUGAUUCGGUUGAUUCCCCCACAUGAAAAGGAAAUACUGAGGGUUUGCAUCGCAGCCCGUCUUUGCCAAAGCCUUGUUCUAGGACUGUACACAGCUACAGUGGACUCAAGCAAUCAAUACAUUCUUUCCUCACAAACCCGUGGAUGGAACGUGCUGGAAUCACUGUGGAGCGAAACCGAUAAAGAUAUUUUGGAGCGAUGGAAUUCAAUUGCUGAGGAAUAUUUAACAUGUAGCUCAUGAGAUGCGGAAUGGAACAGAUAGGUUAUUUGAGUCAAUUGGGCAUGUCAUAUGCAUCCCUGCUAUAGUAAUAAAUGUGAAAGAUGUAUUUGGAAGCAAUAUCUGAAAGAUCAAUUAGGAGAAAUAGUAAUGCAGCAAUAAUUUUAGAGAAAGUGGCAUUUAAAUAGCGAAUGCGCUUGAAAAACCAAUAAGAAAACAAUAAACUUGCUUUUGUGCACUAUUGUGCUCUUUUAGACGGCUUACAUAGCGAUUUUUGAAAUGAAGAAAAUUCGUUAUUAUUGGGAUGAAACAAUAAUGCAUUGGUAUCGGCAUACCACCAAUAUACUAUCUUUACACAUUGCAGGAACUCCUGCAUCUGUUCCAUUCAAAAUAUAGUUAUGUUUUAUAUCACCCUGUCCGUACUAUGUCAUGCUUGCUGCAUAAUAUUGUUUUAAAAUAAAUUGACUAUGA